GCGCACGCGCCCACCACGUGACCUCGCCUCCUACGGCGCCUGCGCAGGAGCGAACAGCGGCCCCCGUUAAGCUCGGGCGGCUCGGCCGCGGAAUGGGGGGAACGGCGGCCGAAGCGGAUCGGACUCUGUUCGUGGGGAACCUGGACCCUAAAGUCACCGAGGAGCUGAUCUUCGAGCUGUUCCAUCAGGCAGGUCCGGUAAUUAAGGUGAAGAUCCCUAAAGAUAAAGAUGGUAAACAAAAGCAGUUUGCGUUUGUGAGUUUUAAGCAUGAAGAAUCUGUCCCCUAUGGGAUGAAUCUCCUUAACGGGAUCAAGCUCUAUGGACGGCCCAUCAACAUUCAGUUCCGCUCAGGGAGCAGCCACGCAUCUCAGGACAGUAAUUUGUCGUGUUUACCACACGGAGCAGCCAGCUUGGGUCCAUCUGGCACAACACAUCCAGCCAGCAGACAUGACAGGAAUACAGAUAACAUGGUAGCAGCAGGGUUCUCAUCUAUGCAGAGGUCUUUGCCAUCUCAUGACAACCUUCAGAGACAAGCAGGGAUGCACGGCGCCGCUUGGCAGCAACCUCAGCCUGGCUUUGCUGUUCCUGGGUACCAACACGGCCAUUCCCUCACUCACCCAUCAGCCUCCCACAUGCUGCGACGUCCAGACAUUGCAGCAGUGCGUAAGAGCAGGAUGGGCUCCCACCCUUACUACCAGGACAGCAGGAAUUUGGGCCGAGAACAGCGUGCGGGGGACAGGGGACCUGAUUAUAGCAGGGGCAAAAGGGAUGACUAUGGCUUUGAAGACAGAGGGCACGUCUCUGAGCACCACUAUAGGGCGAGCAGAGAUGAGCCAUUCUAUGAUGAUAGGAAUCGCAAUGCGUGGAGCCACGAUUACGACAGCAGAAGAGAGAGCUACAGAGAGGGCAGCUGGCGCUUGACUCGGCACUGACACACACACGGAGGGGUUUAAAGAACUUAAUGCAAAAGAAAAAGAAAUCAAAGUCCCAUUUUAAUGUCUGUAAAUUGUCCAAUGAUCCUCCAAACCCAGCAGCUCCGUUUUAGUGUGUGAACUCUACAAGAUGCAAGAAAACAAACGUGCCACGGUUGUGUAUGAUAAAGAGCCUGUGUUAUUUUUAUAGGGAGGCGAUACCAGGUGGAGCUGCAGCUCUUUUUUAAGCAGAUUUGAAGCAAUACGAUGCUUUUGCGGCAUCUCAAGUGUUGUUUUGAUACGGAAACGAUCCCUUUUGUACACGCCUUGUCUCAAAGAAGAAUCCCCCCCAAUCUCCCUGUGGAUAAAUCGUAUUUUAACGCUG
Molecule: messenger RNA, 1296 nt
Organism: Coturnix japonica (Japanese quail)
Lineage: Eukaryota; Metazoa; Chordata; Aves; Galliformes; Phasianidae
Gene: RBM7
Product: RNA binding motif protein 7
Biological process (GO): regulation of alternative mRNA splicing, via spliceosome
Cellular component (GO): nucleus
Molecular function (GO): single-stranded RNA binding
Source: RefSeq, a predicted model, not a curated record